UUUGGGAAUUUACGCUGGCCGCUGGACCGAGAAGAGGAGUCACGUUCGUAGGCCGUGCUGCCAGCUUGCCGUGCUGCCAGCAGGAACUGAAACCAAAACAAACACUUCCGGCUUGUGUUUGAUCCGGCACAGUUAACAGAGGUUUGGUGAUUCGUGGAUACCUACAAAAGUAUGACUUACUACUUGUGUCGGCUUUGUUGCAACUGGACGGAGACGGGGCUAUUGUGCGAAAGGACAACCACUCACGCGAUCGUGGCACAAAUUUUCGGAAUAGAGCUGGCUCAGAUAUCGACGCUUCCCGAAUACAGCUGUAAGGACUGUUCUACAUCGUUGAAUGUCUGUCGAGAUUUCUACGAUCGGGUGCAGGCUUCCGAGGCUUUUUUACGCAAUCUGCACGACAAUAAUAAACUGCAAGCGUUUCUCAACAGACAGAGCAAUUAUAGCGCUGAAAACGGCUUGAACACUGGUUCGGAAAUAAGACAAGCAGAAAGCGAAUUAUGGCAGGAUGGCGUCGAGGAAGAAUGUUUGGGAAAAGUUACGCAAGCGGAGGAAAAGUUAAUUUCUUUGGAUAUAAUACCCGUGGAGGAGCUAGAGAUCGUGAAUGGACCUUUGAUCGAUGCGAUCCAUGAUGAGCAGAGCGAAACGAUGUUCAAAGAAGAAGUGCUUGCAGGGGAUCAGGAUCUCUCAUUAUCGGGAGAUGAAGGCGGGCCGAUCGAUGCAAACGACCUCAGACCAGCGAAACCAUCGCACCGGUCGCGAAGCGCAUGCCAGGAACUUGUCAAGAAAAAUCCUCUUAUGUGCUACAUUUGCAAUGAAGAGCAAACAAGUGUCGCGAGCCUACGAACGCAUCUAUUUUCACACGACGAUCUACUACCAUACCACUGCACACAGUGCAGCACGCCGGAACAGUCCAUUGAUAUACGGACGCUGAUCGCCCUUAACAAUCAUUUCGAAUCCCACCAACUGCCCAUCCAGUGCGAACAAUGUCCAUUGCGUUUUCGAACCUAUCAUGCGAGCGUCUUUCACCAGAAAAACAAGCAUAACUCGAAGGUCCCCCUCGUAUGUGACACCUGUGGGAAGGAAUUUGUAGACCAUUACAAAUUCCGCAAGCACAUGAUCGCUCAUCAAAACAAGCUAACGCAACGGUACAAGUGUGCCACGUGCGAAAAAGUCUUUCAAAACGCCACGGUGCUGCACCGGCAUGAGUUAAUACACUCCGACACCAAGCUCUUUAAAUGUCCUUUCUGUGCACGCUUAUUUAACCAUCAGUCGAACUUUGAGGUACACAAGGCGCGCCACCAACGGAAUCAGUUGAAGCUGUACCCCUGCGAUGUUUGCAAUGAGCGUUAUACCAAAUUCGACGAAUGGAAGCGCCACAUGCACCAACACUUUCCACAGGAUCGCCGUUACUGGUCGAAGGAGCUAGCUCUGUCGAAGAAACUGCAGGAUCAGACCAACUAUCCAGCAUCUUGCCAGGAGCCAGGUUGCUCGUACGUGGCUACGACGAUCGUAAAAAUGUGGAGCCACUAUCAAUCGCACUACAAAUCAUUUGGUUGUACUCAGUGUGGGCAAAGUUUCGCGAAAAUGCACAACCUGCGCACACACAUCGAGACGGUGCACGAACAGAUCCGGAAGCACGAGUGUACCCUCUGUGGACGGCUUUUUGGCUUCGCGCAGAAGUUGCGGGAGCAUAUGGAUUGGCACAAGGGAAUCCGUAGCAAGCAGUGCAAAUACUGCCCGAAGACGUUCAUAUUUUCAUCGAACUUGGUCAUCCACGAACGUAUUCACACUGGCCAAAAACCUCAUGGUUGCGAUCAAUGCGAUGCCCGUUUCUCUUCCUGCGCUGGGCUGACGAAACAUAAAAAGUGCCAUGAUCCCAAAGAACCUCCGAAGAAAAAACUCAUAUCACAAGAGCAUUCUGGCAAUCUUUAGGCGCACUAAGUGCUGUUUCAACUCGAGGCUUGUCUUUCAGGCUCACAAUGGCUGACUCUCUUCCAUUUAUCACGCACAGCUUAAUCUCAUGCCAGGGCAUAAUUUUAUUAACAUAACGCAAAAUAAACGUGAUCACACCACACAAUGUUUAUGAUUAACAUUAUAUGAUAGACAAAAAGAAAGAAAACUUCAAUAAUUCCACGGAAUACUCGCCAUCCUAUUCUCAUGCUCUGCUCAAUUCAAAAUUAAAUUCCUUUUCAUACGAUCCUUAUUGUCAAAAAUAAUAAUGAAAUAUUGUAUUGAAUAUAACAUUUUGAAAAGUAAAAGAAUAGAAACUUAAGAACA
Messenger RNA from Anopheles darlingi, 2277 nucleotides. Its product is annotated as zinc finger protein 490-like. The transcript is spliced from 2 exons. The coding region runs from base 172 to 1932 and encodes 586 amino acids. Gene Ontology annotation, molecular function: zinc ion binding. Gene Ontology annotation, cellular component: nucleus. Lineage: Eukaryota; Metazoa; Arthropoda; Insecta; Diptera; Culicidae. The record is from RefSeq and is a predicted model, not a curated record.